CUCAUGGAGCCCCCAGGCAAGCAGCCCCUGCAGGAGCUCCCCACCGAAGAGUCCUUGCUGGAGGACUCAGGCCUGGAGGGGGCCCCCAGCACCCGUAUUCUCUACGUGGGCCACCUGAAUCCCCAGUUCUCGGUGCCGGUGCUCUCCUGCCUGCUCCGAGACACCCUGGAGCGGCUGGAGCUGCCGGUGGCGCGGGAGCAGAUCGAGGUGGUGAGGCGGCCGAGGAAGGCCUAUGCCCUGGUGCAGGUGGCCACCCACAGGGACGCCCUGGCCUCCCUCCCCUGGCGCCUGCAAGCAGCCUUGGAGGAGCACCAGAUCAUCAGGGAGCUGGUGGCCCGCGGAAAGGAGUUGGUGUUGGAAGAUGGCCGGGGGCCCGCACACCACAGAGAGGAGGAGGACAGCGGCCCCAGCCCCCACCCCAGCCCCAGCCCCCCAGCGGCCAGGCGCACCAACACCCCGCCUGCGCAGGCCGGGGCGUGGGCUAGCUCGCCGCACCGACCCCGUGGCACGCGCUCAGACAGUGCCAUCGUGCACCCGGAGGGCCAGGGCCAGGAGCGGCUCUUCCAGGGGGCCUUCCUGGGCAGCGAGACGCGCAACGUGGAGUUCAAGAGGGGCGGCGGCGAGUACCUGAGCCUGGCCUUCAAGCACCACCUGCGGCGCUACGUGUGCGCCUUCCUCAACAGCGAGGGCGGCAGCCUGCUGGUGGGCGUGGACGACAGCGGGCUAGUGCGGGGCAUCCACUGCAGCCACCGCGAGGAGGACCGAGUGCGCCUGCUGGUGGACUCCAUCCUGCAGGGCUUCAGGCCCCAGGUCUUCCCCGAGGCCUACACACUCACCUUCAUCCCCGUGGUCAGCACCUCCCCCAGCAGCGCGCCCCUCAAGGUGAUCCGCCUGAGUGUGCUGGCCCCCAAGGCCCAGGCUGAGCCACAGCUCUAUGAGACAGACCAGGGGGAGGUGUUCCUGCGGCGUGACGGGAGCAUCCAGGGCCCGCUGGCCGUCCACACCAUCCAGGAGUGGUGCAGACAGAAGUGGGCAGUGGAGCUGAGCAAGCUGGAGGAGAGGGUGAAGGCGUUGACGGUGGAGAAGGAGCAGCUCCAGCGGCAGCUGCAGCAGCGCAGGCCCGUCUCCUGCACCUGCUGCGUCCUGUGA
Molecule: messenger RNA, 1149 nt
Organism: Molossus molossus (Pallas's mastiff bat)
Lineage: Eukaryota; Metazoa; Chordata; Mammalia; Chiroptera; Molossidae
Gene: SLFNL1
Product: schlafen like 1
Exons: 4
Coding region: 4-1149 (381 amino acids)
Source: RefSeq, a predicted model, not a curated record